Molecule: messenger RNA, 1363 nt
Organism: Toxotes jaculatrix (banded archerfish)
Lineage: Eukaryota; Metazoa; Chordata; Actinopteri; Toxotidae
Gene: mzt2b
Product: mitotic spindle organizing protein 2B
Exons: 5
Coding region: 143-763 (206 amino acids)
Cellular component (GO): centrosome; spindle
Source: RefSeq, a predicted model, not a curated record
UGAAUGUGCCAGCUCCUCCCACAGCACAGCUUGUGUAGGCUCAGCAGCUCCGUCAUCUCCUCCACGGACACGGCGCCAGGCACAUCCUGCGAAGUAAACAACAAGCAAACCGGGCUCAGAAAAAAGAAGGUGUCCGUCACUGAUGUCUCAACCGCCACAACAAACGCUGCCCUCCGCCCCAGACUCGCCUGCACUGGUGGUCACCUCCAACGUGCAGAAAUAUGCUAUUAAGAAGAAAAAGGUGCUCAGCGCUGAAGAAACUGAGCUGUUUGAACUAACCCAGGCCGCAGGCAUCACUGUUGACCAGGAGGUCUUCAAGAUCAUAGUGGACCUGUUGAAGAUGAACGUGGCUCCUCAGGCAGUCUUCCAGACUCUGAAGGCAAUGUGUGCAGGCCAGAGAGUGGCUGAAAGCUGCGGCGGAGAGCCUUCCACUGCCUCCCACACCACGAGCAUCGCCACAGCACCGACAGAGCCCAGAGAAGAGGAUUCUUUGGUCUCUGGAAAGAGCCCUAAGCCUCCAGCAGCUCCCCCCUCAGCAUCUGGCCCCAGAGCCACAAGGGUCAACACUAAGAUUGUGGUCUACGGCCCUCAAGACUCUAGCUCUCCUCACUCUCAAGUGCGCAGUAAAGCUGGAGCGAGUCACAGUGAGAAGACCAGAGAGGUUUCCAGUCAGCGGGUGCAGCGGCAGCCCAGUGCCACUAGAGGGCAGAAGACCAAGAGCUCGGGCAGCAGUAGUUCCUCCUCUCAGAUAAACUCCACAUAAGACUCAGGUCAAUGUCACACCGUUUGUAAAUAUGUACUUUUCUUUGCAUAUAAUUUAUCAGUAUGUUUUACUGUGCAACCAAAACAUGCAGAGAGGUUUUGGUUUUAUUUGCCUUGGUUUUUAGAGAAUCGAGUUGUAUCACGGUGCUGAAAAAUUAGAUCUGAUCGCUCUGGAUAAUCCACAGAUCUCAGUGUGAACAGAUGGUCAAAGGGACUAUUUCUGCUUCGGCGAAGUUCCAAUGAAAACCGUUCACGCUGAGGUCGGUGAAGAUCAACCGAUAUCCGAAAGCCUCGGAAAAUAAAAUGAAAGCUACAGGCAUGAAAACGUAGGUACCACAGACUUUCAGAAAAUAGGGAUUUUUUUUUUAUUUGGGUAAACCCAUUCUUUAAAGUUCUAACAGUGUAAGAAAGUCCUGGACGUCUCCUCAUUCUUGUUGUGGCAGGUGUUACUGUAGGUGAGUGCAGUGUUUCGUCUGGCUGCUGUGUAACAUUCAGCAGACUCACAGAACGGAAAGAUUUUUACUGAAAAAUUCAAAUGUCUCUGUUCAACGUGCAACUUUUUAUAUUAUGAUUAAUCAUGAAUAAACCCAAUAACAACAUA